Messenger RNA from Closterium sp. Naga37s-1, 1020 nucleotides. The record is from the annotation of a GenBank genome assembly. NCBI's taxonomy places the organism in Eukaryota, Viridiplantae, Streptophyta, Zygnematophyceae, Desmidiales, Closteriaceae.
AUGCCUGAAGUUGCAAAGGGAAACUCCAGCGAAACUGUGGUUAUUCAAGACAAGAAGCCCCAAAAUGUGACAAUACCGAGGGUGACUGCAGCAGCAGUUGCGUCCAGCCACCUGGAGGUUGUUCCUGUGGCGCCUAGGCUGGCCCGGCUGACGCACCUGCUGUCUGCAUGUGCUUAUAACGAGUGGGACGAGGAGGAGGAGUUGAGAGGGGGUGAAGGGGAGGGCGAGGAGGGAGAGGGAGGAGGGGAGGGAGGAAGUGGGAGGAGAGGAGCCGGUGGGAUGGGAGGAGGAAUGUAUAAUGGAGCAAGGGAGGGUGUAGGAGAGGGAGGUAAUGGGAAGAGGGGGAGACGGAAAGGGUACACGUGGCAGGAGCUGGUUGGUCGGGUGCAAGCAAGUGAGGAAGAGAUUCGAGCUGGUUUGGAGGCUGCUGGUGCUGUGAAGAUCGGUGACACGUGGCGCGGAGUCGACCCUGGAUACCUCGCCUCGCUCCUCCACCUGCUGCUGCUGACGGCAGCAGCCAAUGACUGGCCGCCACGUGCCAUUCCCGAGGCUGCUGCCGUGGCUGCCAUGUGCGGGGAAGGGGGAGAGGAGGACAGGGGAAUGGGGGAAGGGGGAGAAGGGGAAGUGGAGGGGAGAAAGGGGGAAGGGGGAGAUGGGGAGAGGAAGAGGAGGGAGGGCCCGAGGGCAGAGCUGGUGAGGCAUUGCCUAAAGGUGUUUGGUAAGAGGAGGAGGAAGGGGAGGAGAGAGGAGUGGGAGGAGGCAAGGAGCGUCAGAGUGGGGGGAAGUGGAGCGGACGCGAACGGUGGUGGGGUGGGGGGAGGGGUGGGUAGAGGAGAGGAGGGGGAGGAAGGAGAGGAUGGGAGGGGAGAAGGAUGGGAGAGUGGAGGAGGGGAAGAGGGGGAGUGCGUGUGGUGGGAGUUGGAUGAGUGCAAGGUGUGUCGCCACUACGCCAGGCAGCUGUUGGAAUCAGGUACCUCUCUCCACCCCCCACUCACGUCCCUUCCCCUGACGUCUAACUGA